ACCCUCAACCUCAAACCUGCGCUUCCUGAUUUCUACAACAUCCUUCUCGAACGACCGCGCGGCGACGCCAACGGCUACGGACCUCCAGGCGCUGGGGCUGACCUUGUCCACGGGCACCAACAGGUGGUGGGCCAGGCGGGAAAGUUGACGAUCGCGGUCUGCUCGGACAGGGAGAUCGCCUACGGCGAAGAGCUGACGAUGGACUACUGCUCCUUCACCCACUCGGAAGAGGAGUACCUGGCCGCCGUCUGUCUCUGUGGCUCGCACAUUUGUCGGUGA
Messenger RNA from Nannochloropsis gaditana CCMP526, 279 nucleotides. RefSeq names its product set domain protein. The record is from RefSeq and is a predicted model, not a curated record. The transcript is spliced from 3 exons. The annotation marks the transcript as partial.